GCAUGAACGUCUUUAAGCACUUACAACUUCCGGAAAGUGUCACGCUGUCCUCCAUCGGCUCAUAUCCCAUUCUACAGAGGGUCACUUCAGGAAAACUGAGCUGAAAUCAUGGUUUUUGAAGACAAAAUGAUCAUGAACGGAGAGCCAGAGGAGGAGGAAGAAGAGGAGGAGGAGGAGGAGGAAAUGGUGGACCCUCUGGAGACUCUAAGAGAGAAGUGUGAGCAGACGGAGCAUUGCGUUCACGCACGAGAGCGGCUGGAGGCGUGCGAGUCCCGGGUCGGUUCGCGCUCAGAGACAACAGAAGACUGCACAGAGGAGCUCUUUGAUUUCCUGCAUGCUCGCGACCACUGUGUGGCCCACAAGGUCUUCCAGUCAAUCAAAUAAAUGGAGCUGCUUAUAGAUGGAUGUCUGCUUAUAGAAAUACAGUGCUCGGUUAUUUAUACAAGAUGUGAUUUUUGUCCUAGAUUCAACAAUUCCCUGUAACCGAUUCUUCAAUUCGUCCAUUUUGCCGAGUUGUGACUGAAGUGUUAAUAACUGUACUCUGUUUUCAUCUCUCACGUGAAAUAACUGAUCAUUUGUCAUCUGUGAAGAGGUGAUGUUGACACAGAAUUUGGGUUUGUUGCUAAUGUCAAAUAACAUAAAACAAUAAAGAACAAAAGACAA
Molecule: messenger RNA, 663 nt
Organism: Megalobrama amblycephala (Wuchang bream)
Lineage: Eukaryota; Metazoa; Chordata; Actinopteri; Cypriniformes; Xenocyprididae
Gene: uqcrh
Product: cytochrome b-c1 complex subunit 6, mitochondrial
Exons: 4
Coding region: 109-384 (91 amino acids)
Biological process (GO): mitochondrial electron transport, ubiquinol to cytochrome c
Source: RefSeq, a predicted model, not a curated record